This is a messenger RNA of Gadus chalcogrammus (walleye pollock), 963 nucleotides long. RefSeq names its product tetratricopeptide repeat domain 7A (gene ttc7a). Bases 240 to 962 code for a protein of 240 amino acids. The record is from RefSeq and is a predicted model, not a curated record. Lineage: Eukaryota; Metazoa; Chordata; Actinopteri; Gadiformes; Gadidae. The transcript has 6 exons. Gene Ontology annotation, cellular component: plasma membrane. Gene Ontology annotation, biological process: phosphatidylinositol phosphate biosynthetic process; protein localization to plasma membrane.
UUUCACACACAGGGAAGAGACGUCUGUGCGAUUCUGUUAGUCCUGAAGGGCCGACUAUCCAUGACAAACUUCCAGAGAGAAAAUGAAGCAGCCAAAUCCCUUUUCAGACGGCUUGAGGUUUCUCUUCUCUAUUAUUACAGUAGUUAGAGUCACAUCCUUCCCAACCCUUAGGCGAGUCCCCAUCGGCGGUUACUCCCAUCGUGUCUGGGGACUACAGCCACCACCGGGACAAAUCUGGUAUGGCUUCAAGGGUGUCGUUCUCGCAAUACCGGCUGGAAGCGGAGAUCGAGCGGCAACGAGCCGAGUGCCAAUGGGACAAGAUACCCGCUUUGAUCGAUCAGCUGCUGACAGCCCGGAUCCACGAGGAUGAUGACUAUGGAAUGCUGCUAUUGGCCGAAGCCCUGCUGGAGGAGGGCCUGCAGGAUAACAUGGACCUAUUGCGGAGCUCCACGCCAGUGGUGGACCAGAACCAGGAAAAGUUGUCCAGGGCAAAGGGACACCUGAACACCAUCCUGAGCCGUGGAAGACUAUCACCCAGGUACUUGAAUGAGGCGUUGCUGCUGAUGGCCAAGGUUCACUACGUCCACGGCCGGUACCGGGACGCCCAGGGCAUGUGUGCCCGGGUCAGCAUCGAGGAACUCUCCCAGUCUGAGCAGCCCGUCUACCACCUGCGACUGCUGGCCGAGGCUUUCGCUAUCAAAGGUCUAUCCCUGGACCACCAGACGCUGUCGUCCGUGUCCCGCGUGCGUCUGUCCGAGAGAGAGGAGGAGAGCCUCACCUGCUACCUCAGGGCCUGCGACACAGCCCUCUCCUAUAUGCAGGAGCUGGAUAAGAUGGUGAUGAGCACCCACUCAAAGUCAGCAAAGGGCCUCCCAUACCACCCCCCUGUGGAUGUGGAGCUGGGCUUCUUCCUGCAGGCGGCGCUACAGAGUGGAUACCUGUGUCUGCUGCAGCGAGGGUGAG